AUGAUAGGUCGUACUGAUCCAUUACGUCGUUCAAAUGGCACAUGGAACUUUUCUGUUAGUACUUUACCUAAAACAGCCGAGAAAUUCAAUUCACAAUCACAGCACCAUCGUCUACCGAUUUGCAGCAAACUUUUAUCACGUAUAUCUCAUAAAUUAAAUGGAUCGUUUUUCGGUAUUUAUUGGGAUUCUCUACUACGUGC
Molecule: messenger RNA, 200 nt
Organism: Adineta ricciae
Lineage: Eukaryota; Metazoa; Rotifera; Eurotatoria; Adinetida; Adinetidae
Source: the annotation of a GenBank genome assembly